Messenger RNA from Purpureocillium takamizusanense, 2490 nucleotides. RefSeq names its product Ribosome-releasing factor 2, mitochondrial (gene MEF2). The record is from RefSeq and is a predicted model, not a curated record. The coding region runs from base 1 to 2490 and encodes 829 amino acids. Gene Ontology annotation, biological process: mitochondrial translation; ribosome disassembly. Lineage: Eukaryota; Fungi; Ascomycota; Sordariomycetes; Hypocreales; Ophiocordycipitaceae. The transcript has 3 exons. Gene Ontology annotation, molecular function: GTP binding; GTPase activity. Gene Ontology annotation, cellular component: mitochondrion.
AUGAUUGCAUUUACGCUCAUUCGGUGUGCGCGGCCUGCUGGCAGGUGUCUAGCUGCCGGGAACAGAGCAUGUGCGGCGCUGCCGGCCGCUCCCGUGACGGUACGGCUCUACAGCCAAGCCGCCACCCAGGACCACCCCCGCCUCGAGGAUAUCCGGAACAUUGGCAUCAUUGCACACGUCGACGCAGGCAAAACCACCACAACAGAGCGAAUGCUGUACUACAGCGGUGUCACUCAAAGAGUUGGAGACGUCGACUCCGGAAAUACUGUGACCGACUUCCUCGAACUGGAAAGGGAGCGCGGCAUUACCAUUCAGUCCGCCGCCAUCACCUUUCACUGGCCACGGGCACAAGAUUGUACUCCAGGAGUUCAGCCCAAGACCGUCAAUCUGAUUGACACCCCUGGCCAUCAGGACUUUAGGUUCGAGGUCGACAGGUGCCUCCCCAUCCUCGACGGUGCGGUUUGCAUCAUCGACUCUGUCAAAGGCGUCGAGGCGCACACUGAACGUGUCUGGGCGUCUGCUCACGAGUUCAUGAUUCCGCGCAUCGCUUACUGCAACAAGCUGGACCGUGAAGGCGCCUCAUUCAAAAAGUCUGUCCUGGAAAUCGGCACGCGACUCAAGGGCUGGCCGCUCGUCUGCCAGCUGCCGUGGUGGGAGAAGGAUGAAUUCGUGGGCGUCAUCGACGUGGUCAGCCGGGUGGGCUACCGCUGGAAGUCGGAAAGGCAAAAGAUCCGAUAUGCUCCGGAUGAGCUAUUAGACGCUCUCGCCACGUCAAACCCGACGCUCAUCAAGGAACUGAACUUGGCAAGACAGCGGUUAAUCGAGGGCCUGGCAGACGUCGACGAAGCCGUCAUGGACGAAUUUCUCGCGGAGAACACGGACAUGCCGGCACCGUUCCUGAAGCAAGCGAUCCGAAGAGCAAUUCAAAAUGGCGAUGGGAGGGUCAUCCCUGUGUUCGCAGGAUCCAGCUUUAGGCAUAUCGGCGUUGAGCCCUUGAUGGACGCUAUUACCGACUAUUUGCCAAACCCAUCCGAGAGGCCCGAUGUCGAAGUGCGGGUUGGUUCCGCAAAGCAUCACAUGGAGCAGUUGCUCAAAGCAAAGGACAAGAAAGGAGGGCGAGGUAACGUUGCUUCCGUCGCUGCCGUCUUCAAGGUCUCCAACCACCCCCAGGAGGGUGUCAUCAGCUUCGUGCGCGUAUAUCACGGCACUCUGAUGCGCAAUGCGGCCACUUUCAACACCAACCUGAUGACCCAGGAGCGACCUAUGGGCAUCCUGCAGAUCUCGGCAUCCAAGACGCACGAUAUCCCGGAGCUUGCUGUGGGCCAGAUUGGAGCGCUGCGAGGCCUGAAGCAUGCACGGACAGGAGACACACUGAUCACAACGACAAGCGGCAAGACGGUUGCCGAGGGCUUCCGCCACAUGCAGAUCCGACCGCCAGAGAUCCCCCCGCCUGUCGCGUUCCUGCAAGUCGAUCCCUACGGGAAUGUUGCCGCGCAACAGCUCCAGACAGCUCUGGAGAAUGCGUCUCGGGAGGACCCGAGCUUGCGGUGGGGUCGCAACCCCAAGACAGAGCAGUUCACGAUACAAGGCAUGGGCAAACUCCACCUGGACGUCUCUUUGUAUAACAUGCGGCAAAAGCACAAGAUUGAUGCCGAGUUUGGUCAGAUCGAGGUGGACUACAAGGAAUGCGUAACAGCUCCCACGCAACCGCACCAUGUAGUGUUCGAUCGGCCAAUUGCUAGCAAGCCCGGCAAGGUAGCCUGCACGGCAACGCUGGAACCCAUGGAAGGCCAUCACAUCAAAGACCUGCUGGAGUGGGGUGUCGAGAGAGACGGCAACAUCUUCCAGAUCAGCAUUCCUGCACCCGAGGGCGAAGACACUCUUCCGUUUGAUGUGGAAGAGGCGAGGCACCAGCUUUUGAACGGGGCCAUCGCAGGGCUCGCCAGGGGUCCCCGUCGGGCAUCUCCAAUGAAUAAUUGUCUCGUCAAGGUCGAGCUUGACAUGUCCGAGGGCGCGCUGGAAAGCCCUACGGGUGGUCACUUCAGUAGCGCUGCGAGGGCAGCCGUGCAGGCCGUCCUACGAGAUGCGUUCGACAAGCACCAGAUUGGCGUCCUCGAGCCCAUCAUGCUCGCGCACAUCACCUGUCCCGAGGCAGCAGCAGGCAGCGUGCAGCACGACAUUACGGCCGGCGCCGGUGGCCACAUACUAGAGGUCAUAAAUCGGACAGCCGAGUCGCCGUCUGCGUUGGGCGAAGUCGAGCUAGUCGAUGCGUCUAGGAUUUACGCACCUCCGGACCCCUACGAUUCGGUGACGUCGCUACGGGGCAAGAAAUCAACGACGCGGAUGGUGGAGAUCGUGGCCAAGGUGCCGUACAAGGAGAUGCUCGACUACGACGACCACUUGCGCAGCAAGACUGCCGGACGGCACUCAAUGACGAUGUCCUUUGACUCGUUUGCCAGAGUCGUCGGGCACCGAGAAAAGGGGCUUUGA